AAAAACGAAAGACACCAAAGCCACAGUCUCCUUCGUUACUCGUGCUCCAGCAGUUAUUUCAAACUUUUGAAGCAUAAGAGUAUGAAAUGUGCCAACUUGAUACGUGCUACGGUCUACCUGUUGGAAAGAAUAGGUCACGUUUCUCAUGGCGGUGAGGACUUUGAAGCCGAGAAGAUGGCUCGCUACCCCGUGCUGCGUGGUCUGUACGAGCUGGACAAGACUAUCGGUUGUGGAGGAUUCGCGAAAGUGAAGCUUGCCACACACAUUCUGACAGGAGAAAAAGUUGCCAUCAAGAUUAUGGACAAGCGCAGUUUAGGGGAAAAUCUACACAGGGUACGAGUUGAACUAGAUGCCCUACAGACUUUGUCACAUCAUCAUAUAAGCCAGCUGUAUCAAGUUCUUGAAACUGAGUCCCAUUUUUUUCUUGUAGUAGAGUACUGUUCAGGAGGGGAAUUAUUUGAUCACAUUGUUGAAAAGAAUCGUCUGAGUGAAAAAGAAGCAAGAGCUGCCUUCCGUCAAAUUGUAUCUGCAGUCGCGUACCUGCACAGCUUAGGUUUUGUUCAUAGAGAUCUAAAGCCGGAAAAUGUAUUACUGGAUAAGGAUUUAAAUAUGAAAUUAAUUGACUUUGGCCUGUGUGCCAAACCAAAUGGUGGAUUGAAAGGAUUUUUGUACACGUCCUGUGGCUCUCCAACAUAUGCUGCUCCAGAGCUUGUGCUUGGAAAAAAGUAUCUUGGUCAUGAAGUUGAUGUAUGGAGUAUGGGAGUUCUUCUUUACGCCCUGUUGUGUGGCUUUCUUCCAUUUGAUGAUGAUAAAAUUGAUACUCUAUACAAAAAGAUUCUUGAUGGCAAGUAUGAAGAACCAUCCUGGUUAACAAUGGAAAGUAGGAGACUGAUUAGAUCAAUGCUGCAGAUCGAUCCCAAAAAAAGAAUCAGAGUUGAUGAGCUUCUCAACCACCCAUGGGUGAUGCGAGGUUUCCGUGAACCUGUCUGUGUCAACAAUUCAAGCAAUAUGAAGGAGUAUGACAUUCAGUGUGUUGGUUUAUUGGCAAGGCAGAGAAAUGUCAGCCCAGAGGAUAUGUGGGAACUUUUGAGCAAAUGGAAGUAUGACUACAAUACUGCUACUUAUUUUCUAAUGCUGAAUCGAAAAAGACGAGGCCUUCCUGUGCGAUUGUUUGGCCCUGGAGCAACACCAUUCAGAAAUUACCGAAACAAUACACCUGUGGCAAGUGCUUUUGACAUGCAAAGAACCCAGCAGGAUUCAAUCAGUGGAAGGACAUUGACGACUCCUAUUAAGAGGCCUAUAGCAGAUGAUUCAACACCAGUUGUCCCAGACAAGAGAGAAAGAUCAGCCUUGACUCCAGUCAAUGAAGAAGCACACAGCCACUCAAACUACACUAAUGCUCCCAUCACAAGGCACCAGAAACAAAUCAACCAAGUGUGCAAAACCCCAGCCAAACCACCUGAGCUACCAAGUGCUACUUCAAACGGGAAACGGAAACUCAACAAGCGACUACACAGUCCUGGGCCAGACGAAUCGCCACUGUCUCCUCGCCGCACCAGGAGGGAGCAGCAGCAGCAGAGCGGCAAGGCGACGCAGCAAGGGACGCCGGCCGCCUGCACCCCGACGCCCGCCACCCCCGACAGGAGCGAGCCCACCGCCGCCAGGGGUUUGCUGGGCUCCAUCGAGCGCUCGCUGCACCGCGUCAGGCACAUCCUGACCCCGCGGCGCAAGAUGGACGCCAUGCAGGAGGAAGGAGCCAGCCCGCUGCAGCGCCCCGCCACCCCCGCCGUCCUCUCCGCCAAGGGCCUGUGCAACGUGUCGACGGCGAGCCGCAGCGACCCCGACGAAGUGCUCCAAGAGCUUCGGAGGGCGCUCUCCAGCAAGGGCAUCACCUGCAAGCAGAAGGGAUUCACCCUGCGCGGGAGGGUGGACGCGGAGAAGGGCCACCAGAUGUCCUUCGAGCUGGAGGUGUGCCUGAUCCAGACCUGCGCGCCCAACAUCCGAAACCCACCCGCCCCGCUGGUGGGCAUCCGCCGCAAGCGACUCAAGGGGGACGCCUGGUGCUACAAGCGCGUCUGCGAGGAGGUCCUCGCACUCGCGCAGCAAAGCGGCUGAAGUAGUUUUGGUGCGACCUCUUGACCUCUUAAUCAAAGCAUGAAUCCAUCAGUGGGCAAUUGAACGCACUUUCAACUGCGUCCAAGCUGAAUGUACCUCAAUGGUUUAUUUGGAAGUGGGCCACCGUUGCUGCUUGUCGAGUUUGAAGUGUGUUCAUUUUUCUCUUCCGUCCUCAUUGAAGUCUGAUUUGCCUCCAAUAGCGCCUUAUGCCUUGUGCCCUCACAAAGAUGGUUUAACUUAGAUCAUUUAUGUACCUUAAGUCUUCGAAAAGAUGAGCAACCUUAUUUGCAAGAAAAAUGAUCCAGUGAUUGAGAUGAUUUAAUGUCUCAAUCUUACCUCAGAGCAUCUAUUUUUGCUGGUUAAAGAAAUAAUCAAGGUGCCCCUAUGCCCAAAAUAAGAAACUCAAGUUGAAACCAAAAUAUUUUUAUUUUUAUAACGUAUAGUGUGCAAGUCUGUCAUCAUAUUUUCUUUUGAAUAUGCUGUCUAUGACUUGUGAAAAAAUAUAGUUUGAACUCUUACCUAUCUUCUUUUAUAUUUAUAAGCCAUUAAAUGUAUAGUAUAUACUACUAACCCAAUGAAAAUUUGAUAUUGUAACCCUAUUUUCUUGCGUUCUAAAAGGCAUCUGCAGCCAGUUGACUUUUGUAGUCAAUCUUGGACUGUUGGUCAGCCCAUUUGUGUAGAUACGCAAAUGAGUUGGUCUCUAAAAGCUGUGAUCAAAAAUGUGCCUUUUAAACUUUGAUAUUAUGUGUCGAUUGUUCUUUUAUGUAAUGAAAUAAAGGUAUAAGCACUGCCUUA
Thrips palmi is the source of this 2910-nucleotide messenger RNA. RefSeq names its product maternal embryonic leucine zipper kinase-like. Gene Ontology annotation, biological process: protein phosphorylation; microtubule cytoskeleton organization; intracellular signal transduction. NCBI's taxonomy places the organism in Eukaryota, Metazoa, Arthropoda, Insecta, Thysanoptera, Thripidae. The coding region runs from base 82 to 2115 and encodes 677 amino acids. Gene Ontology annotation, cellular component: cytoplasm. Gene Ontology annotation, molecular function: protein serine/threonine kinase activity; ATP binding; tau-protein kinase activity. The transcript has 14 exons. The record is from RefSeq and is a predicted model, not a curated record.